[Candida] anglica is the source of this 327-nucleotide messenger RNA. The record is from the annotation of a GenBank genome assembly. Lineage: Eukaryota; Fungi; Ascomycota; Pichiomycetes; Serinales; Debaryomycetaceae.
AUGAGAUCAUCUUCUCUCAGUAAAGAAAAACUCGAGGAGUACGAAUCGCAACUCUUUCACUCUGGUCUUAUUGGAGGGCUAGAAGGAACAUUGGGAGGGCUUCUUUCGGGGUUCUAUUUUAAUCACAAAUACAAUUAUGGGGUCAACGCCCGAUUCUUCACACUUCCAAUCAAAAUCUUUUAUGUUAGUUCAUUAUGUGUGGCAGGUAUAGUAUUUUCUACAAACAUCGAAAGGUCCAAGAUUCAGAAAAUGAUGCAGAAGGAACAUAAACUUCGUAGAGAUAUAUUUCUUGAAGAAGAAUUGGGGCGUCCUAAGAAUAAUAAUUGA